AGAAUUUAAAUUAUAACACUGACAAUUGGAGCAGGGACGAUGUCCAUUUGUCGGACAAAGGACUGUUGUUUUAUACUAAUAUUUUGAUACAGCAAAUGGAGGAAAUUAUAAGAAAAGUUUUGAAGAUCGGAUUUAUGCGGAGAUGUCGAGCCUUUUCCAAGUAUACUUUGAGAUAUCAGACCAUGUACUAAAGAAAAAUUAUGAUGCUGCAUUUCGCAUGGGAACUCAAUUUACUGUCAAGAAAGAAGUAAUGGACUACGAAGCUCAUGACAAUGAAGUUGGGACGCAUGCCAGCGAAUGUAGCGGACCACAAUGUGUCUACCGGGGAUGAACAAGAAUGUUUUGUUUCUUGGCGGAAUAUAUCUGGUGGAGGAAAAAGUCAUCAUCAAAAGACCAGAAGUGCAACAGAGAAGUCUACAGAACUUAUGAACUGUAAAGAGAAAACUGGAGACGCAUCAAUGAAAAAUAAAGCUAAGUGUUCUUUAUAUGUUCCCAGUUGUGAGGAAAACCAGACGUUGGAAAAAAAAACGGGCAAUUCAAAGUUCAUUUUAAAAAUUUCCAAAGCAAUAGCUCGAUAUCUGAUUCUACAUAGAUUAAAUGAUUUGAAUGUCAUUUCUGAUCAAACUAAUUUUUUAACUUCUGCCACAUUUUGGUGUAAACUUCAGCUAAACGAUAGACUAUCCUGCUUAUCAAAUUUCUUGGACAAAAAUCAAUCUUGUAUUCACGAUGAAUUACUGCGCUUUUCCGAAAGAAAGCACGAGUGCCCUGUACAGCGGGGGAUAGUAUUAGAAAAACUUGAGCAUUUGCAUAUGGCUCGUAGUAAAAAAAACAUUAUUAAGGAGAUAAGAAAAAUUCAAAAUCUCGUGACUAAAAAGCCCGCUACUGAUCUUUGCUUUGCUAAUCAAGAUGAACAGGCCCACAGUGAUAUAUCAUUAUUAGAUAAAACAGAGUCAUAUAAUGUGUCUGAAUAUAGAGGCCAAAAAUUUUGCGAAUGCUUGAAAGAAUGGACAGGCGAUGAUAUGAUGGUUGAGUGUGAAAAAUGUAACGAGUGGUUUCAUCCUGAAUGUGUCAUUCAAAAAAAUUAUUUGGAAUAUGUAGGCGAAAAAGACUGGCGUGAUAUAUUACUUGUUUGCGCAGAAACAAAGGUUGCAUUCCAUGAUAAAAACUCGCGUGGUUAUAUUACUGAGGGAAAAUGGAUAACUAAAACUGGAGAUAGAAUUUCAAAUAUUUCCCAAUCUUUUCAAAAUAAAAACACACAGACAGAAGUUUGUGAAAUGCAGAAUAAAAUCCCUUCAGUAGGUACUUCUGAAAAAAUCAUUGAUUUUGAAAUUUUGCCCAACAAUGUUUGUUUUGAAAAUGUUCAAACAAAUAGUUCAUCAAGUUCACUAAAUUGUGAUUUUUCAAGUACUUGUAUUGAGAAACCGAAAAUACAUUCUCAAUCCGAACUUAUACCUGGAAAACCAGCAAGUCCUUUUAGCACGUAUUCAGAUGUAAACUUGCACAGUGUUUUUCGUAUUCCUUCAGAAAUUUGGCAUCAAGCCGUGAAUGAACGAACGGAGCAUCGCUUCAGUUCUAAAGGGUGUUUUCAAAUGCGGGCUUUCAUCCUUGAUAAAUUUCAAAGCAUUUAUAAAAGCUGCGUCCCUUCAGCUCGUUACCAUUACCUAUAUAGCACCGAAAUCAGUAGCAAACCAAUAGAAGUUGCUCCAUUACAUUUGGGAUAUAUAAAAUUUCAGUGCGCUCAUCACGCGUGUUGCGAAUGCUUCGUUAAUUAUUUAGUUGAUUUUCAUGAAACAUUACGCGGGAUUGAAGCGUCUAUCAAAAUUUUUGGGCAGCGAAAACAUCUUGUUGGCUGCAAACGCAGCCUUUAUAUCCGCGGAGAUGCUAGAAAAAACUUUAGGGAUAAAAUGCGUUUCAUCCCACCUUCUGUCCAAUUCAAUGAGUCCUAUAAUAAACUAUCGCGGGAAGAAAGAGAUUACGGUUCCCACACAAAUGCCCCUUCAGCUGACGUUUUGCGAAAAAUUAAAAGCGAAAAAAAAGAUUUUAGAGCAACAAGGUAUUCAUCAAUUAAUUUGAAAAAAAUGAUGGAAAAUGAGGGUAAAAAUAAAUAUAUCAGGUUUAUUGGAACAGAGCCACCCAGUGUAACAAUUGUCAGUAGAACUCAAUUGAAGUAUUAUACAAUGCGAUCACAGGAAGACAUUGUUUAUUUUGAUGCAACUGGUAGCAUCAUCAAGCGUGAUAGCGAAGGCAGAGACUUUCAAAUUUAUACACUUCUAAUUAGGAAUCCGUACCGAGGCAACAUUUCCCUGCCAGUUGCUACCUAUGUAACAUCACGCCAUAGAGCUAUAGAUAUUAGUUCUUUCCUUGAUCAAGUACAAGCUCUCCAAGUCUCUGAAUUAGGUCAGUGUAAAAAACCCCGCCAAAUAAUGAUAGAUGGCUCUAUGGCGAUGUGGAAUGCUGUUUUAAAGUCAUAUUGUGGAGAGACGAGAGUAGAUUAUUAUAACAGAUGCUUUCGUAUUGUGUCUGGCAAUCCAAUUCUACAUGAUUUCAAACUGCCUAUUAUUCAGAAUUGCUAUAGCCACGCCAUGCGCGCUGCACAAAUAAUGUGUUUAAAGCACUUCCCUGUCAACGUCACAAUUGCAAUGGCCUGGAUGUCAAAAUUUUUCAAUUGUAAAACACUGGGUGAGCUGGAUAUGUUAGUUGAAAAUUUUUAUGUUGUAACCAAUCUCCGUAGAAACACCGAAUAUGUUAGAAAUGCGCUUUCAAAUUUGCUUGUUGGGGGAAAAUGCACUAUUGAACACAAUGGAAUUUUAGACAAUGUUGGCUACUGAAUCUUGUGAUGAAUUUUUUAUUGCAACA
Molecule: messenger RNA, 2856 nt
Organism: Styela clava
Lineage: Eukaryota; Metazoa; Chordata; Ascidiacea; Stolidobranchia; Styelidae
Source: RefSeq, a predicted model, not a curated record